AUUAAAACGACGGCCAUGGCUCAGUCCAUCCCUGCCACUGAACAAUCCAUCCAUCUACCGCAUCCGAAACGUUUCUUUUCGCAAGCCGGAACGAAAAGGGAGCCAAUGAAACGUCCGAGCCCGCGAAACGCAAUGGUUGCCGCGACGGAAGUGCAGGUCGAGUCGUUCACUUUCCCGGCGGCGGUCAAGCCCCAGGGAUCCGCCAAGACCCUGUUUCUCGGCGGCGCAGGGGCGAGAGGGCUGGAAAUUGAGGGGAAGUUCAUCAAGUUCACGGCGAUCGGCGUGUACCUUGAGGAGGCUGCCCUGCCGUGCCUCGCCACCAAGUGGAAGGGCAAGACCGCCGAGGAGCUGACGGAUUCCGUCGAGUUCUUCAGAGAUAUCGUCACUGGGCCAUAUGACAAAUUCAUGCAGGUAACGAUGAUACUACCAUUGACGGGUGCUCAAUACUCGGAGAAGGUGACGGAGAACUGCGUGGCUUUCUGGAAAUCCGUGGGCACUUACACGGAUGCGGAAGCCAGGGCUGUCGAGAAGUUCAUCGAAGUUUUCAAGGAGGAAACUUUCCCACCUGGUUCCUCAAUCCUUUUCACUCAAUCGCCCAGCGGAUCCUUAACGAUUGCUUUCUCCAAGGAUGGGAAGAUCCCAGAAGACGGAAGGGCCGUGAUAGAGAACAAGCAACUCUCAGAGGCAGUGCUGGAGUCGAUCAUUGGGAAGCACGGGGUUUCUCCUGAAGCCAAGCAGUGCUUGGCCACGAGAAUCUCGGAGCUUCUUAAGGGCGUCUCUGAGAAGAAGAACGAGUGAUCGAUAAAGCCCCAGUUCGGCAGGGGAGAAAGGGAGCUGUGAACAGGAAAUGCCAGUUUGGGCAAACUAAAGUAGUCUAUAUUUAUGUGAUUUAGUUGCGCGGCUCUCUCAUGAUCUACGAGUGAAUGAAGGUGAUCUGGGGUCGGAAUCGUGACAGUGUGUGGUUUAUGCUUUUGUACCUAAUAGAGCUGUUUUACCGUUGAGAUGCAAUAAGCUCUUGUAUCCAGAGGUUCAACGACUAAUAUGUCAACUAUGAGCCUCUAAUUUGAGUGUCAUUUGAUCAAUGAAGAUGAAAUGAAGUUCAACUCUGGGCUCUGUGUCUGUGCUUGGAGAGAUUAUUCAA
Punica granatum (pomegranate) is the source of this 1141-nucleotide messenger RNA. NCBI's taxonomy places the organism in Eukaryota, Viridiplantae, Streptophyta, Magnoliopsida, Myrtales, Lythraceae. The record is from RefSeq and is a predicted model, not a curated record.